AUAAUGGAAUCUCAUGCUUCUAUCAACAUUCACGAAAGUGAGGAUGAGAUAGAGUUCAUUGGAGAAGGAUGUUUAAGACCUGUUCUUGAAUGCAUUGAUCUUGUAAGUAGUGAGGAUGAAGAACCUAACAGCAGCUCUUAUGUUCAUACGAAUACUAAGCGUAAAGAUCACAUUGACUAUCAAAAAGAACGAGUUGCAUCAACCUUGGAUCGUCUGGCACGACAUGUUGAAGUAGAGAAACAGCAAAAAGAAGAGAGAAACAAAGCCUUUAAGGAGAAAGUUGAUUCCCAGUAUGCUCACGGGUUGCAAGAACUAGAAUUUAUUCGGGAACGCAGUGACACAGAAGCUGCAAGACAAUGUGUGGACCAGUGGUUAAAAAUGCCAGGUCUCAAACCAGGCACCGUUAACAGUGGAAAAAGGGGUAUUUAUAAAAGGGCAAGUCAGACGCAAGUUAACAGCAGUCCCAUAUCUUGUCCUGUGAUGCAUUGCAACAGAGAGUUUGAUAAUGUUCAUCUUCUCGUAGGUCACCUUCAAAGGUUUGAUCAUUCUCCUUGUGACCCAACAGUCACAUUACAUGGACCCCCAAAUAAUGCUGUCGCCUGUGUGGUAUGCUGCAAAACAUUUUCAACCUCUCAGCAGUACAGUGAUCAUCUUUUAUCUAAGCUAAAUGAAAAUGAUGGACAUAAAAAAGAUCUCCCUCCACAGCAUAUUCAGUGUUUUGCAUGCCCAAACUGCUUUCUCCUUUUCACCAAAAGAGAUGAAUGCUUGCAGCAUAUGUCAGGACAGAACCACUUCCUCCAGGCUUCUAAACUGAAUG
This is a messenger RNA of Pterocles gutturalis (yellow-throated sandgrouse), 817 nucleotides long. RefSeq names its product zinc finger protein 451-like. Lineage: Eukaryota; Metazoa; Chordata; Aves; Pterocliformes; Pteroclidae. The record is from RefSeq and is a predicted model, not a curated record. The annotation marks the transcript as partial. The transcript has 7 exons. Gene Ontology annotation, biological process: regulation of transcription by RNA polymerase II. Gene Ontology annotation, molecular function: DNA-binding transcription factor activity, RNA polymerase II-specific; sequence-specific DNA binding. Gene Ontology annotation, cellular component: nucleus.